AGGGGGAGAACAAGAGGACGAGGGAGGAGGCAUUUCAGGAAGACAUAGGAGCAAAGCUGUCGGUGCCACAAGAGAAAACGGGGAGAUGCAGAUUAGAACAGGUGAGGACGGGAGCUCAGGACGGGGCCCCGGAAGGAGGCCACGGGGCCAACUGAGCCCAGGCAGCGGGCGCCCCUUGUAUUUCCUGAGGAAUUUGGCCAUCGGGGAAGAGUGGCCCCGUGAAGAGAUUGUGUCUGUUUCAUAAGAGAUCUGAUUCCUGUUUGGGAAACCGAAGCAAGCUAUUUCCGGGUACGGUCUGGCCACGUACCUGGCCGCCAGGUCACACUCACAUGUGCACAUUCAGAAACGGGACCGGGGGAAUUCAGCUCAUCAAGGAUGCCCCCACGGUGGCCCCAGGAUUCUCCUCUCCCAGCCCGGGGCUUUGGCCGUGGUCUUGGACGUUCCCGCCCACAGCAAGUUGGCCUCUGGCCCCGGCGCCCCACCCAGGAUGGAGCAGGGGUGUGGGGCUGCUGGCCCAGGGCGGUUUCCACCCUCAGGAACCUCCCUGGGGCCCGGUCCCCGGUCGCGGCACGAGGCAGGAACAUGUGCUUGCAGCCCCGGCCGCCCCCGCUCCAAGUCCCUGGUGCCACGAGUAAACUCUUCCUCCUCCACCCCUGGGAGACGCAGGACUCCCCCCUCCCAGCCUGACUCCCUCCCUCACCUCCCACCCAGGGCGGCUCUGCCAGGCUGCUGCCGAGUGGGCUUGGUUUCAUCAGCCAAGGGGGGUUUCUCUUUUUGCUUUCCUUAGCUCAGCCCAGAGUACAACCCUCCCCGGGAUGGUUCUCUGGUGCUUGUAAUCUCUCUUCUCAUUUCCAUCGUGUCCAUAGUUUAAUAAGGAUUUUCUUCACUGUGCCUCCGCCGCCCCCCACUGCUUCCAUUUACAUCACAAUCCAGGUUGUCAUAACUUUCUGGAGAGGCAAAGGCGGGCUCUUUGGGGGCUCGGGGCUCUGGCACCUGGCUGUUGCCCCUCUCUCCGGGCCAUCAGCUCGCAGGCUUGGCCGAGGUGCGGUCGGGGAGGCUGUCAGAGCCUCGAGGUUAAUUUUCUGAGAGUAUUGGUGCCGCCUGAAGCUGAAAUCAGGUAGAGAUAUUCAGUCCGUGGAGAGCUCCCUUUUCUGGAGGAUUUUAAGCGUGUGGCGCGUGUUGUUAGUCUUUAAUCAUCACCCAAGUGAAAUUAUUUUUUUUCCAGUCAGAUGUUUUAAAACGGUGGGAAAGAAUUUAUAAUAAACAGAAGAGAAACCAUUCUGUUGGGUUUUUGACACACUGGCUUCUUGAGAAUAUCAGUUCCUCUGGAUGCUGGUGUGGUCGGGGGCCGGGGGGUGGGGGGACCACCACCGGAAGAUAUUAAGGGCAAUCUGGCAAGAUUUUCCCUAACUUCCAGGAGUGCUGAAGAGGGAAACUCCUGAGGCCGCACCAUGCUGGGAAAUCCCCUGUCCCUCUCAGUGUUCCCCUUUGGUGGCUCCUAAAGGGAGUGCAUCUCUGGAGAGGUGCUCUUGGACUAACGAUGUCUGUGUCCUUAAGCAACAAGAACCAUCAGAGGGUGGCGUGUGAGGAACCGAUUACUCUGGAUCAGGCACCGGAGUGUCCCCCCCUUGUGUGUGUGUAGACGGCCCCACUGGUGCUCAGAGAGGCUGGUCAUCCAUUCAACUGGGAACGAGGACUCGAAUUCAGCUGCAGACUUAGUCCUGAUUUUGAUCCCAUCCUCCCCCCUCCCCCCCCCCCCCCAACCAAAACGGUGUGCGGGGCAAAACAGAUGCAGAGCUCAGAGCGAGCAGAGCAUCGGGGAGGGGGGUGGAUGAUGCCAGCGGCGGCCCUGGCGAGUCCUCACCCCGGGCCCUGCGCUCACCCUGCGGCCGCGUCCCGACCCGCCCUCGGCCGCCCCCUGCCGGUCGGCGGCAGAAGCGCCUGCCCUGGAACCGGGAAGGCCCUGGAACCGGGAAGACCCUCGCACCUGUUUCCUCAGCUGCGCAGUGAGGGAACCCACGUGUCGUGUCCAGCCCCGGCCUCGGGACCCUCAGCUGAUCCCCGUUGGCAACCAUCUGGUGCUUCACCCGCCAGGGUCGAGAAGAGUUGGGGUGAGCGUAUUAACGUGGCCCCUUGCCAGAAGUGACCGGGCAGCACCUACCCAACCUUCAUCCCAGGAGAACAGGCAGCCUGAGCAGUGAGUGUGGACAGAUGGCGGGUCUCGGGGCCCUGCCACUCAGCUCUGAAGGUCACCUGGAGGCUUGUGGAGAGCCAGAGUGUCAGGUCCCCGCCUGCCUGCUGACCAGAUUGCGUUUUAGCGGCACCCGCAGGUGGUCCCGGAUGCCUCCGAGGGGCUGGGCCGUGUGCAGGAUACUCCAUUCUGAGUUUUUGGAAAAGAUCAAAAUGAUGACUAAGUCUGCAGCUGGAUUCAAGUCCUAGCGCCCAGCUGGAGGGGUGCACGACCCUGAGCACUUCCUCCGCCUGUAGGACCCCUCAUCCUAAAUCUGAGACCUAACGAUUCCUAGCCAGUGUCCCCUGACUCGGCCCUCAUUUAGCCAGCGAGCUGCUCCGAAGGUCAAACUCUGAUGGCGAACCUGGCCAUCUGCCAUAGAGCAGACAGUGCUGGUCCUCAACCCUGGGCGGAAGCCUUCGUCACCAAAUGACCAUGGCAAAGUCACGUGAAAAGGAACUUAGGUCCGGGGAGACACUCCCUCCCCACAGCGAUUUGAAGAAAAAUGCACCGGAUGGUGAAAGUGUGGACUUUCCCUCUCCGGAGUCCCAAGGAAGAAAGCUCCCCAUCUGACUGGCCCAGACACUGGGCCUCUGAACCAGAGGCUGGGCCUAGACUUCUCAAGACCCUGCGGCUCUGAUGGCCCACGUGCCUUGAUUUGCAAAAUGGUCUCGAUCUUUUCUAGUUGAAAUUCUGCUCAGUAAGACACACACCUAAAGCUUCAAAUUCUUCUGCAAAGAGAACUGCCAUAUGGCAUAGAAAAACUUGUGCAUCACAGUUUGUUUCUCCCCCUUAAUUAGCUUUUCUCCUUUAAGAAAACAAAAGCCCUUUAUCUUGACUCGCCAAAUCAACACUGACCACCUUCGUCAUUGUGAUGAAUUUCCUAGAGUCUCAGGAACCGGAGCCCUGGACCAGCCGGGGAGUGGGGGUCUGUGCCCCCAGAAUAAGGACGUGUUAGGAGCUCCCCGUGUUAGAACUAGGAGAGCAGAGGUUGGACUGCAGAGCUUAAAGUAUUUGCCGUCAGGCCCUUCGCGCUCUGAGCCGCGUCCCGGGAUACGGAGCGUGCCGGGCCGUCUGUGAAGCCGCGGGUUGGAAGGAGCAGAUUUUGGAAGGCUGGGACGCUGGCGGAAAACCCAAGCGGCACUCAGAGAUCUUGGUGGAUUGGAGAUUUAUUUAACACCGGCGGGCUCGGAGGAGACCGUUUCUCCAAAGAUCUGAGCGCCAGAUGCAAGCGCGGAGGGAAAUACUUUGUUGGCCUGCAGAAGAGAGUCAGGGUCUGAGGUCACUUUGAGACGGUUUUGACCUCCAGGGACGCCCGGCGGGUCAUCGUCCCUGGAGCUGAGCAGCUCCGCCUGUGCAGGACCAGCAGCAGGCAUCCUUCCAUCCUCGCUGGGCUGAUGGAGAAUAUGGCCUCGUAAGGGAGGGAGACGGCAGAUAAGUCAGCCAGUGUUUGCGCCAGAUAAUUAAGGGCUUGUGAUAGUUGCCUUGCAAGGAAUAAACAAGCCUCGGGUUUCCAUGGAAACCAGCCCCCACAUGGAGCAAAACACCAGCAGAGCCACGGACUAAGGCUUACGGCAGUGAGAGCCCGUUGAAUGGGCCGCGGGCACCAGAUGCGGGGGCUCUGAGGGCCGAUCCCCCUGCGUUUCCUCCGACCCCACAGCCCCGCACUGGGAACACCAGCCAGACGCGGCUGUGCCGCCGAGCAUCCACACAGCCCUGCGGGCCGGCUGGCAGGGGCGCCCGGUUCGUCCGCAUUAGACCCAUCCUGUGAUGCUUUGUGGACAGUGGCAUAAAGUACCCCUGCUUGUGCGCUGAGGCGGCCUGGCUGUGGACGGAGGACCGAGGAGCCGGCUGGCUGGGAACGGGCCCAGGGGACGUGCAGACGUGUCUCCACCUGCAGCUUUCUCCCACUGCCUGCGCAGACCUUGAGUAAGCGACUGCGUGAACUAAUGAACCGUUACUGCAAAGACUGAAUGUUUCUGAAGGACUUGGAAUAGUGCUUACCUUUAGGCCCACCCCCCACAGCCGCACCCACAAAGGGUCUCGGCAGCAGGCAGGUCGUGCGGGAGCCCCCAUGUCCCAGGGGCCCGCGCGCCAUGCCUGGAGCUCGGUCGGCUGUGUCUUCAUUUUCCCGUCUUCUCCACGGGAUCAUGGGAGACCCCCUUGACCUUGUCUUCGGAGUAGUGCUCGUGGCCAGUCCUGUGCUGGCGAUUUCUUCCUGCUCCUCGGACGGUCGGCUAGCCUUGUACCGAUUCUGCAACCUCACCCAGGUGCCCUGGGUGCCUGGCACCACGGAGAUCCUCCUGCUAAGCUUCAACUACAUCGAGACUGUCACUGCCUCCUCAUUUCCCCUCCUGGAGCAGCUGGGGCUGCUGGAGCUCGGGACUCAGUAUACCCCCUUGCGUAUUGACAGAGAGGCCUUCCGAAACCUGCCCAAUCUUAGAGUCUUGGACCUGGGCGGCAGCCACAUGCAUUUCCUGCAUCUCGACGCUUUCCAGGGGCUGCCCCACCUGCUUGAACUUCGACUCUUCUUCUGUGCUCUCUCCGAUGCCGUAUUAAGAGACGGUUAUUUCCGAAAUCUGGAGUCUUUGACUCGCCUGGACCUGUCCAAAAAUCAGAUUCGUAGCCUUCACCUUCAUCCUUCGUUCCGGGAGUUGAAUUCCUUGAAGUCUAUCGAUUUUUCCCUCAACCAGAUACCCAUCGUAUGUGAACAGGAGCUCAAGCCCCUCCAAGGGAAGACGCUCUCCUUCUUAAGCCUCGCCACCAAUGGCUUGUACAACAGGGUCCCCAUGGACUGGGCCAAGUGUAUGAACCCAUUCAGAGACAUGGUGCUGGAAACCCUGGAUGUUUCUCACAACGGCUGGACCGCGGAUGUCACGGGGAACUUCAGCAGGGCCAUCAAUGGGAGCCAGACCUCCUCUCUGGUUCUCACCUACCACAUCAUGGGGGCUGGGUUUGGCUUCCGUAACAUCCGGGACCCUGACCGGAGCACAUUUGCCGGCCUGGCCAGGAGCUCAGUGGUACGUCUGGAUCUUUCACACGGCUUUAUCUUCUCUCUGAACUUUCGGCUCUUUGAGUCUCUCAGGCACUUGAAGGUCCUGAACCUCGCCCACAACAAGAUAAACAAGAUUGCAGGGGAAGCGUUUUACGGACUCGACAGCCUGCAGGUUCUCAACGUGUCACAUAACCUUCUGGGCGAGCUUUAUAAUUCUGAUUUCCGUGGACUGCCUGAGGUAGCCUAUAUUGACCUUCAAAACAACCACAUUGGGAUCAUUCAGGACCAGACAUUCAAAUCCCUGAAAACAUUACAGACCUUGGAUCUCCGCGAUAAUGCCCUUAAAACCAUUUCUUUCAUCCCGAGCAUCCCUACUAUCUUCUUGGGCAGCAAUAAACUGGUGACCUUGCCGAACGUAAGGCUUACGGCCAACUUCAUCCACUUGUCAGAGAACAGGCUAGAAGAUCUGGACAGUCUCUACUUCCUUCUCCGGGUCCCUCACCUCCAGAUCCUCAUUCUGAAUCAAAACCGCCUUUCUUCUUGCAACCCAGCUCAUGCCCCAGCGGGGAGCCUCAGCCUGGAGAAGCUUUUCCUUGGAGGAAAUAUGUUGCAGCUGGCCUGGGAAACCGGCUUCUGCUGGGAUGUUUUUAAGGGGCUCUCCCAGCUCCAGGUCCUGUAUCUAAAUAACAACUACCUGAAUUUCCUUCCGCCAGGAGUAUUUGGCGACCUGACCGCACUGAGGGGUCUCAGCCUCAGCUCCAACAGGCUCACCGUUCUUUCUCCCGGCGACUUGCCUGCGAAUUUGGAAGUCCUGGACGUGUCCAGAAACCAGCUCCUGUCCCCUGACCCCGAUCUGUUUGCGGGCCUCAGUGCCGUGGACAUAACGUACAACAAGUUCAUCUGUGAGUGUGAACUCCGUCCCUUCAUCCGCUGGCUCAACCAGACCAACGUCACUGUGCUUGGGUCUCAUGCAGACGCCCUCUGCAUGUACCCCGCCUCGCUUGCUGGGACCUCCCUCUCCUCUGUGUCCAUGGAGGGUUGUGACGAAGAGGAAGUCUUAAAGUCCCUGAAGUUGUCCCUUUUCAUUUUGUCCAGUGUUACCGUGACUCUGUUCCUCACGGCUGUCCUCACGGUCGCCAAGUUCCGGGGGCUUUGUUUCUUCUGCUACAAGGCAGCCUGCAGACCGCUGUCCGUGGACCACGCCAAGGGCAGCGGGGCUGACGUGUACAAAUACGAUGCGUAUCUGUGCUUCAGCAACAAGGACUUUGAGUGGGUGCAAAACGCUUUGCUCAAGCACCUAGAUGCUCAGUACAGCGACCAAAACAGAUUCAACCUGUGCUUCGAGGAGAGAGACUUUGUCCCGGGGCAAGACCACAUCGCCAACAUCCAGGACGCCGUGUGGGGCAGCAGGAAGGUGGUCUGUCUCGUGAGCAGGCACUUCCUCCGAGACGGCUGGUGCCUCGAAGCCUUCAGUUACGCCCAGAGCCGCUGUGUGUCUGACCUCGAUGGUGCCCUCAUCCUGGUGGUUGUGGGCUCCCUGUCCCAGUACCAGCUGAUGAAGCAUCAGUCUCUCAGGGGAUUCGUGCAGAAGCGGCAGUAUUUGAGGUGGCCUGAAGACCUCCAGGAUGUCGACUGGUUUCUUAAUAAACUCUCUCAGCACCUUCUAAAGAAAGAAAAGGGAACGAAGAGAGACGGCGACGUUCAGCUGCAAACCAUGGCGAGCGUCUCCUCAUCCACUAAUCCCAAGCCACAGACAGCUCUGCAUCUGUGCUAAGCUACCGUUUGGGGUCCUUUCUCGUAGCUUGUCUUUCUACUAGGAACACGACGGGCUGUUGGUUUUCGUACCAACACGAUGCCCGGUCUCCCUGACCCCACCAUGGAGGGGAGUACUGUUUUCUCCCGUUGUGCCGACCACAAACCUUUCCUUGGUCGCCCUGUCGGCCACAGGGAUGCACACUCGGGGGCACCUUUGCUGGCAGUCGAAACUUCCUUGAGAUUGUAUUUUUUUACCUCAAAAGAAAUCUAUAUACAUUUUGCAUUCUGUCUUUUUCCAUAUUGAUUUUAUUUUUUUUUUAUUAAAAAAAAUUUUUUUUAA
Molecule: messenger RNA, 7320 nt
Organism: Prionailurus viverrinus (fishing cat)
Lineage: Eukaryota; Metazoa; Chordata; Mammalia; Carnivora; Felidae
Gene: TLR5
Product: toll like receptor 5
Exons: 7
Coding region: 4327-6999 (890 amino acids)
Biological process (GO): inflammatory response; toll-like receptor signaling pathway; immune response
Cellular component (GO): membrane
Molecular function (GO): protein binding; transmembrane signaling receptor activity
Source: RefSeq, a predicted model, not a curated record